GCCACCGGCAGUGACUAAGUCUUCCUUCCCCCCAUCCCCAUCAGUACUUCUCUUGUCAUUUGUUUUCUUGAUCUUUGCAGUUCUGACUGAGAAUGUCUAGGAAGCAGGCAUCAGGGGACAACAAAUACAAGCUGUGCUCUUCUGCUGUUCCGGACAUGAAGCAAGAGCAGUGAUGGUAAAUGACACUAUGGAACCAAGGGUACAGCAAGUGGGCAGGCAGCCCAGAGGAUGAAGAGUGCUUGAUCGGUGGCACCAGGGAUUCUGCUGUCACCUCUGGAUGACGACCAAACUUUGCAAUCAAAAGCUUGGCAGCUAUAAUAAUGAGUAUCGGAAGCACAGCUGCAACCCCUCGGUCCUGCAGUUGCUCUCGAACUUCCUGUUUUUAGCUUGGCUUCUGCUGAUCAUUCUUGCCCUAGUCUCAAAGGUCCCCAGCUCCCAGAGUCAAGACAAAAUCUACCAGGAGCUCAUGCAGCUGAAGACUGAAGUAGAUGAUGACUUGUGUCAACCCUACCAAAGGGACUGUGUGUUCUUUCGUGGAAACUGUUAUGUCUUCUCCAAGUCCCAAAGCAACUGGUACAACUCCAUCAAUGCCUGCCAGGAAGUGGGGGCCCAAAUGGUCAUCAUAGAGACUGAGGGGGAGCAGGUCCACUGGUGGGGCACCCCCCUUGUCUGGAACACACAUCUGGCUGUGGUCACCUGAGAUUGAGAGACCAUUUCCCUGACAAAACUAUGAGGCCUUGACAGUAGGUACCAUACAGAUGUCCCAUUUGGAGGUUCACACCCCAUAGACACUUACUCCCUGCAUAGUGUUGGAAUAAAGAGGAGCCCAACAAUGUCGAGGACGAAGAUGGCACAGAGUUCUCUAGGGAUGGCUGGAAUGAUCUCAAAUGUGAUGCCCUAAAUUUCUGGAUCUAUAAGAAAGCUUUAACUUCAUCAUGCACCACCAAACAAAAGCCAGUUCAU
Messenger RNA from Alexandromys fortis (reed vole), 963 nucleotides. Its product is annotated as CD209 antigen-like protein D. The record is from RefSeq and is a predicted model, not a curated record. The coding region runs from base 278 to 700 and encodes 140 amino acids. Lineage: Eukaryota; Metazoa; Chordata; Mammalia; Rodentia; Cricetidae. The transcript is spliced from 7 exons.